CAAUAAGCAGAUGAAUGACUUUAGUAUCGCACGCUUCGUCUUUCUAUUUAAAGUAGUGUGCUAGUAUAAUAUUCAAACUCAGCCUAGAUUUAUUAUUUAGACCGUCAAUCGACAGCUUCCGGUCCGCGAAGCCCCGCCCACUCCACCACGUGUUCGCUCUGUUUAUGGACGCGGUGAGAAACGCAUGCAGGAUUUAUUUUUCUACCUUCGCAAAAAUCAGAAUGACCAACUUCAGAUUCAUAGAUAUUGGCAUUAAUCUGACAGACCCGAUGUUCAGAGGAGUUUACAGAGGAACUCAGAAACACGAAGAUGAUUUUCCUCAGGUCGUGGAGAGAGCGCUGAAGGUCGGCGUGCAGAAGUUCAUCAUCACCGGAGGAAACCUGGAGGACAGCAGAGCCGCGCUCAGACUCGCACAGACCCGAGAGGAGUUCUUCAGUACGGUGGGCUGUCACCCGACGCGCUGCGCUGAGUUUGAUCAGCAGGACUCAGAUCAGUACCUGACCUCUCUCACGGAUCUGAGCCUCGGUGACAGACAGAAGGUGAUCGCUGUGGGAGAGUGUGGCCUCGAUUUCGACAGGCUGGAGUUUUGUCCGAAGGAGACGCAGCUGAAGUACUUCGAGCGGCAGUUUGAUCUGGCAGAAGAGACUCGCUUACCCAUGUUCCUCCACUGCAGGAACUCACACACAGACUUCCUGGACAUCAUGAAGAGGAAUAGAGAUCGGUGUGUCGGUGGAGUGGUUCACUCGUUUGACGGCUCUCAGCGGGAAGCAGCGGCUCUGCUUGAUCUGGAUCUGUACAUCGGUAUCAACGGCUGCUCCUUGAAGACAGCAGAGAAUCUGGAGGUGAUGAAGUCUAUCCCGACCGACAGACUGAUGAUCGAAACAGAUGCUCCGUGGUGCAGCAUUAAAAACACUCACGCCGGAGCCAAACUCAUCAAAACCAGCUUCCCCACCAAGAAGAAGUGGGAGUCAGGACACUGUGUGAAGGACAGGAACGAGCCGUGCCACAUCAUGUGCUGGAGGUGAUGGCCGCCGUCAGGGAAGAAGAUCCACUGGACCUCGCUGAAACCAUCUACAACAACACCACGAGACUGUUCUUCAAACACACUUCAUGAGAUCAACUACAUACGUACCAUACAACACAUGCACAAUAAAUGUGACAAGAAACAUGUAA
Messenger RNA from Onychostoma macrolepis, 1173 nucleotides. It is a transcript of the gene tatdn1, whose product is annotated as TatD DNase domain containing 1. Gene Ontology annotation, molecular function: 3'-5'-DNA exonuclease activity. The coding region runs from base 165 to 1025 and encodes 286 amino acids. Gene Ontology annotation, cellular component: cytosol. NCBI's taxonomy places the organism in Eukaryota, Metazoa, Chordata, Actinopteri, Cypriniformes, Cyprinidae. The record is from RefSeq and is a predicted model, not a curated record. The transcript is spliced from 12 exons.